AUGUUUAGAAGGCCUAGCGACGUUCGCGGGAAGCAGCGUUUGUCAGGAGCGGACAGAAAGAAGCUUCGGCGAAACAUCCGAGACAAGUUUCCAGGCACCACUGACGAGCAGCUGGAGGCGAUCCUGCCGGCCAAGGCUGACGUGGCGGUGACGAGGCUGGUGAAUCGCGUGCUGGUGUACGGACUCGAGAACGGGCUGCCCAUGCUUUUCGAUUGCGACGGCAGGGGCAACGAAAUAUAUCACACUGUGUUUGCACUGUGGCGUGUACCCGACCUACUGCCAUCGUUCCUUCUCACGGGCGAGGACGUUUCCCGCUAUCUUCUUUCGGGGGCUGACCUUAUGGCGCCAGGCGUGCAGGUGCCUAUCGAAGGUUUGCCAGCGUUCCAAAAAGGGGAGGUGUGGUCAGUGAAGGUUCCAGGAAACUCCUGCCCCGUUGCUGUGGGCAUUACAAUGUUAGGGAGAGAAGAGGUUAUCCAAGCAGGCGUGAGAGGAAAGCUUUUCAGAAUAACCCACUCUUACCGCGAUUCGUUAUGCUCCUCCGAAUAUCGUUGUGAAAAUUUAUGGGAGUCUGCAAAAGGAUCAUAUGUGCCCAACAAGGGCUUCCUGCCAGAUAUGGUUGCGUCUGACCCUGAUGCACAGCCCACACUGUUGGAUGCACCACCUGCUGUUGCACCUGAUUCACCUGAAGGUUCACCUGAAGAUUACUCUGGUGCUGCUGCAGGUUGUAGAGGAGAGGGUGAGGGUAGGAGUGAUUGGGAGGUAGGGGCAGCAGCGGUGGCUAGGGAGGGACUAUCAGCAGUGGCAGCAGCAAGCGGAGGAGAAGGAGCAGCAAGCGGAGGAAAAAGAGCUACAGCAGAAGCGGCCGCAGGAGCAGAAGGAGCAGCAGAAGGAGCAGUAGCAAGAGAUUCAUCAGAGCGCCUAUCAGAGUCUCUGCAGGAACAGGAGGGGGAUAAAAAAGCAGCUGGUGCAGGCGAAAAGUGCUCACCUGCAGCAGCGCCAUCAGCACUGAUGCCGGCACAAAUGGAUGAGCUGUUGGAUCUCUGUCUGCUGCAGGCCCUCUCUGUCUCUGUCAAGCCCUCACACCUGCCCCUGUCAGCUAGCUCCCUCUGGGCCAAUCACGUGCUGCCAUGUCGGCCGCCCGGCACAACAAUGGACAUCAAGAAGUCAUCUCACAAGAAGCUGAGCAAGUGGUUGCAUGCCAAGGCUGUUGAUGGGCUGAUAUGUGGCAAGGAGGACAAGCACCGCAAGGAGUUCAUCAUCUCGUCUGUCAACCACCGCCACCAGUCCCUCCUCGCAUUCUGGCCAUAUAAGACAGCCCAAGCCCCCCCCAGGACUGCACCCCAAGGCAGCUUAGGGAUAGCUACUGAAAGCGCCACCGUCACAGCCACCACGACGGUAGAAGAGUUGUUCAAACCGUCUCCCCACGUGGCUCCUGUCUUUGAGUCCGUAGGGCUCGACCCACACGCCUUCUACUCCCCCUCGGCUGUUCGCAACGCAGCGCUUUCCUACAUCUCCCUCCACUCCCUCUCCGAGCCCUCCAACCCCUCUAUAGUCGUCCUCGAUGCAACUCUCUGCGACGCACUGUACAAAGCGAAUGCAGGCGCAACACAGGGUGGAGAGGGGGGGAGGAGCGUGGAGCGGAAGGGGGAGCUGGAGCCUGUGGAGAUAUUUGUGAGGGGGCGACAGGGCAGCAGGAGAGUGACACGGGUGACAGGCGUGGAGGCUUAUCCGGUGGAGGCUGAACCUCUUGCUGCUGAGCUGCAGAAGAAGUUUGCUUCAGGCGCGUCUGUGGCUCAACUGCCAGGUAAGAAGGGGCAGCAUGAGGUGUAUAUUCAAGGAGGAUUCUUGGACAAGUUGUCUCGACUGCUUGUGGAUGUGCAUGGCAUCCCAAAAUCUUAUGUGACGGCAAAUGAUUAUACAAGGAGGUGA
Molecule: messenger RNA, 1929 nt
Organism: Closterium sp. Yama58-4
Lineage: Eukaryota; Viridiplantae; Streptophyta; Zygnematophyceae; Desmidiales; Closteriaceae
Source: the annotation of a GenBank genome assembly